Molecule: messenger RNA, 1066 nt
Organism: Exophiala oligosperma
Lineage: Eukaryota; Fungi; Ascomycota; Eurotiomycetes; Chaetothyriales; Herpotrichiellaceae
Exons: 3
Coding region: 337-672 (111 amino acids)
Source: RefSeq, a predicted model, not a curated record
CUCUAGCAGGCCUUGGCUGACGUAUGGAUUGGACUGGGACUAAUCACACGUCCUUCCCGGCCGCCAAAGCGCUACGCCUAUCAUGCCACAUGCAAUCAAUCCAUCGAUUGCUUUUGUCACUGUUUCUAGUCAUGGCGUUGGCCUGGUAUUGAAAUCUCAUAUCAGGAUGAGGACCCGAAAUCGCUCUUUUCUCUGCCUUGCCUAGCUAACCGGGAUCUUACUGCUUAUAUAUCUACGACUCCCCCCCGAGUUCUGCCUGACAUAUACCCAGUCAAAUCGUACAUUUUGAAUCCCGCAGCCCCAGCAUAAGACACCCGGCAAACCAAACCACACAAAAUGUCCAACGUAUCGCAUGGUCGCGGCGGCGCCGCGAAUAUCGGUCCAGACGAAACGGCUUACACAGACGGCGAGAUCGUCCGCGAAGGACCCGUGGGUGAUCAAGGCGAUGGACCAUACUCUGCCGGAAGAGGGGGCGCCGGUAACAUCGAGACUGAUGGCGUUGCGACUGGAGAGGGACCCCACGACGCCGAUGUCGUGCCCGAGACGGCCGUCCGAGUCAGCAAGGAAGAAUCCCACCAUGUCGGACGUGGAGGAGCCGGCAACGAGAAACAUGUUAGCGAGAAGAAGCACGAGGGUCUAGCAGAUAAACUCAAGCAUCUGUUCAAGAAAUGAUGCCGCUGAGCAAAGGGUCGUGGCGCGUUUAAAGCAUAAUGAUGGACGAAGGCUUAAUAGAUAGAUGAUGAUACCCACAGAAGUCUUAAUAAUUUGAAUUAUUGCUAUGGUUUGAGUAUGGACUCGAGUGAUACUCCGUUCAAGGCUUAUUCUCAAGUGGUUCCGUUUUGAAUGGGACAUACAAGAUCUCGUCGUUGUUUUUAUCGUGAUUUGCGGACAACAACACUCGGUUCCGAGAAGGGCUCUCACCCCAUGGGUCGCACUUAUCAAUUAUUGAUGAUUCAGCAUCUUGAUCCACGUCCAACUGUGAUGGACCAUUCGAUGACAAAGUGGCAUGCCGUUACAAUCGUUGUAUCAGAGGUGUAGCACUGUGGUUACAUUGAAGCUGGAUACC